This is a messenger RNA of Anopheles moucheti, 2449 nucleotides long. Its product is annotated as synaptotagmin 1. Gene Ontology annotation, cellular component: axon; synaptic vesicle membrane; dense core granule. Gene Ontology annotation, molecular function: phosphatidylserine binding; calcium-dependent phospholipid binding; clathrin binding. Lineage: Eukaryota; Metazoa; Arthropoda; Insecta; Diptera; Culicidae. Bases 157 to 1470 code for a protein of 437 amino acids. The record is from RefSeq and is a predicted model, not a curated record. The transcript has 9 exons. Gene Ontology annotation, biological process: regulation of dopamine secretion; synaptic vesicle endocytosis; regulation of calcium ion-dependent exocytosis.
GUCUUGGUGAAGUGAACCCAAAAAACGCACACUUUCUCUACGUUACAAUCGUACGAUGAUAGUGUAGGGCAGUGUGCAGCAAAGCAGUAACGCGCGUGCAAAAGGAUAUCUUAAAACCUAAAUAGUGCAACACUUUGCAAGAGGAAAAAAAUAAAAAUGGCUCCCAACGCUCGCCUGUGGAAGAGAGAGGCCGAGGUGGACUCGGAUGCGGCAAAGCUUGCGGAUGUAGCCAGUACGCUAGCUACAAAAAUAUUCGGCCACAAGCAAAAGCACCAUACGACCACCACGGAGUCUGAACUUGAGCUGGAAGAGAAUGAAGAUUUCAGCACAGCAUCGCCCACCAAGGGGGAGGCGGAAAAGUUGGGCGAUAAGGCGGCCGAGAUGACGGAGGCGCUAGCGCACGAGAUGGGCAUACCGACCUGGGGGCUCGUGUCGAUCAUCAUCGUCGUGGUACUGAUCAUACUGGGCGUUUGCGGUUUCUGCAUCCGGCGCUGCUUCCGAAAGAGACGAUCCAAAGAUGGCAAGAAGGGCAUGAAAGGCGUUGAUUUGAAAUCGGUUCAACCCGAUAUGGAGGAGCUGACGGAGAAUGCCGAGGAAGGUGAUGAGGGCGAAAGCAAACAGAGUGAGCAAAAGCUGGGCAAACUCCAGUACAAGUUGGAAUAUGAUUUCAAUUCGAAUGCUCUCACCGUCACCGUGAUACAGGCGGAGGAACUCCCUGCCCUAGACAUGGGCGGAACAUCCGAUCCGUACGUCAAAGUGUACCUACUGCCGGACAAGAAGAAAAAGUUCGAAACGAAAGUGCACCGUAAAACGUUGAAUCCGGUGUUUAACGAAUCGUUCACCUUCAAGAGUCUCCCAUAUGCAGAAGCGAUGAACAAGACGCUGGUAUUCGCUAUAUUCGAUUUUGAUCGUUUCUCCAAGCACGACCAAAUUGGGGAGGUAAAGGUACCCCUUUGCCAGAUCGAUUUGGCCCAAACGAUCGAGGAAUGGAGAGAGUUACAGAGCGUUGAGGGUGAAGGAGGGCAGGAAAAUAAGUUGGGAGACAUUUGCUUCUCAUUGCGCUAUGUACCCACUGCAGGUAAAUUAACUGUCGUUAUCUUGGAAGCGAAAAAUCUCAAAAAGAUGGAUGUUGGCGGUUUAUCAGAUCCAUACGUCAAGAUAGCCCUGAUGCAGAAUGGAAAGCGUUUGAAAAAGAAAAAGACUAGUAUCAAAAAAUGUACACUAAAUCCCUACUACAAUGAGUCGUUCUCAUUUGAAGUUCCUUUCGAACAAAUACAAAAAGUUAAUCUUGUCGUCACGGUAGUGGACUACGAUCGCAUCGGAACCUCGGAACCAAUCGGAAAGGUGGUGCUAGGCUACAACGCUAGCGGCACCGAGCUUCGCCACUGGUCGGACAUGCUCGCAUCGCCUAGGCGCCCGAUCGCGCAAUGGCACACGCUGAAAGACCCGGACGAUGAUAAGAAGGAUUAAGCGGCGACAACGAGUACUUAAAAAAAAACAAACAAACCCACAACAACCCACGAAGGACGUAGAGGAGGAGUACAUAACAACAGUACAGUUGGGAUCGAAACACCAUCCCAAUCUACCCUCGCAAAAUCUAACCUCCCCCCAUUAUCAGGCAAAGAAAAUGGUUGGACCCCUUCAGGUUGAACCUUGGGACAUGUGUGAGAGAGACAGUCAUAUAUGUUACAAGUUGCGCUGUAAAAUAACCUCGACAAAGGUCUUCGGUAAUAUACCCGGGUUUAGCACAAUUGUUCUCCCUUGAGUUGACCUUUUCCGCUUUUCAUUGGGAAUUAACUGUACCGAUUCAAACCCCAACUACUACUACUACUGCGCGGGGGCGGGAAGUGAGAAUUUUCCCAACCUAACGUGGAUCUACUAUGAUUUUGCGUACACACACAAGAGACACGCGCGACGCUUUAGUGCAAUGAUGAACCAAGUUCAUCCAGACACGCCAUCAUUAAAAUAUCGACAAAAGAAAACUGCGGAUGAAUUUGCGGUUUGAUUUGCUUACAUGCUUUAACAACCACAUUUGUGUGUACAGUUUUACUAUAAUUGUUCUCUUGUUUGUUUGUUCAAUCUGACCAAAAGCCAGAAAAGUAUUGACAUUCGGUUAACUAAGCGGUGCUCUUUGCUUGUUGUAUCCACUAUACACACCACACCGCUAACCAAUUUUUCCCCCUCAUUUGUCGCCUAUAUUUCCCACAUUUUACACACGACCGUUACGUGUCGGUAUGUGUGUGUGUGUAUGCGUGUCUGCAUUUAUUAUUACAAAUAAAACAAAUAAAUACGUUAAAACGAACAUUAAAAGGACAACGCGCUCGAUGCAUUGAAACAGCACCACCUACACUGGUAGAAUUGCAAAAGAGCGAAAGAGUAAACAAAAAAAAUAACACACACACACACAUAUGUUCAUCGCAUCGCAAAAGUAAGAUGAAAUGAAAACGAA